Epinephelus lanceolatus (giant grouper) is the source of this 7929-nucleotide messenger RNA. RefSeq names its product ras homolog family member F (gene rhof). NCBI's taxonomy places the organism in Eukaryota, Metazoa, Chordata, Actinopteri, Perciformes, Serranidae. Gene Ontology annotation, molecular function: GTPase activity; GTP binding. The record is from RefSeq and is a predicted model, not a curated record. Gene Ontology annotation, biological process: small GTPase-mediated signal transduction.
ACAUACGUGUCGUCGUUUUCCAAUUCAAACAUGUCGAGCCAUAUUUGAAAAGCAAGUAACUCCGCUGCUGUAGAGCUAGUUGUUGACUGCUAAUGUGAAAUGUCUCACAGAGGAGUGAGUGUAAAACGAAACUCGGUUGAUUAAAAAGCCUGAAUUUAGCAUUCAUGCUAAUGCUAACAGCCGUUGGAACGCGGAGUGCUCGGGCAAUUGGCUGGUUAACAGCGGCAGCUCGGCGGGCCAAUCAGAGCGCAGCAGCAGAGGAGCUGUCUGCUAUUAGAGGCACAGCUCAGGAGUCCUUCAACAGAGAGCAGAGAGAGGGGGCCAAGCGCUCUCGGCAGCCAUUUUCCUAAAACAGGACUCAAUGGCCUAUAUGGGUUUCCUUUGUUCCAAAAGGGAUCUUACACUUGAUUUCCUCAUCUCUCACGGACUAUGAUAAAACUAUGAUUCCUCCUUUUAAAGGAUUGAGAAGAAGGAAGAGAAUGUGCUGGAUGUAAUACCCUGUGACAUCUUGAGCCUUUUUUCCUCUGCCUGGAAUCCAUCUUUGUCUUAACUAGGUCAUGGCACACCCAUAUAAUAGUAUUUAUAUUUCUUAAGUGAAAAGAAACCAAAUGUUGUGAAUAAACAGCUGUAUGAUUUUGGAGAUGUUACAUUAAGGGGGAAAACACAGUUAAAGUGACAAAGUGUAGUGUCUGUUGGCAUUGCACUUAUGGCCUUGUAUGAGUAGCAAUAAGUAAGUUAAACUCUUUUAUAAUCAUUUUGGUAUUUAAGUAAAUGUAAAAAUGUGAGGCAUGCAGUUACUGUUAUUAAAACGUGUUUACUGUCAAUUUAUUUAUUGAGCUAUCAUCAAUUUUGGCAUCUGUUACAGACAACUUUAUUCAAUAUGUUCACUGCAUGCUGACAUAUAAAUAUACAGCCUAUACAGUCCAGGUUAUAUACAUGUAUAUAUGCCACUGCUCCUCAGCUGAUACAGAGAGCAGGCCAUGGGUAACUAAUGGCCUUUUGCAAAAUAGUUUAUUAUGCUGCCUGUAUUUCUGACUGUUGAUUGAUAACCUAUUCACGUUGAUUAAUGACUUUAAACACUUUCCUCUCACAACAGCAACGCUUAACACCCUGGUGGCUUGUGUUGUACCCUGCCUACAACUGUGGAGACAACUUCAAGCACGGUUAGGUUUGUGCUGUCCAAUUGCCAUUUAAGAACCAAACGCGUCCAAAGUGUAAUCAUCGGCUUGACCUUGCUUCAAGGGCAUAUUUAAAUAUCUUAAGAAGCACGGUCAGGCACCUUUUGUUACAGUUUCUACAACGUGGAAAAAAAAAUUAGACUGCAAAGAGGAAACAGAUGGAGGGAAACUCUUAGGGUGAAAAUAUUUACCUCAGUACUUUGGUGAAAUGCAGUUAACAGGCCUAAACGCAGGGGCAGGAGGAAUGUUUUCAGCUCCAUCUUCGGAUCCUCUAAUAAUGGCAUUAAUAAGGGGUGGGAUAGCGUCUCCUGCAAAGAAAGGAAUCCAUUAGCACGAAAGAUAGAGAGCUCUUUUGAAAACUUUUUUUUUUUGAUCAGUGCUAGGCAUUGCCUCUCAGCCAGCGAAUAUGCAUCUUCAAGCAUCAUCUGUGUGGGCAAUAUGCAAACCAUCUCCUCUCUCUCCUUGAAGACAGGAUUGCAGUCAAGUAUAACCUCGACAUUUCUAACUGAGCUACAUCAAAUAAAACCCACAAGGAAAUGUUGUGUUUGAAAGGUAAUGGAUUUUGAGCUAUUUCACUUCAUUUUUGCCAGUUUAUGUCUACAUGUAUACUUGUUCUAACAGAGGACAGACAACACGAACAUUAAUUAAUUGUGGUUAAAACGUUACCAGCAAAACUAUAUUGACUUUUGUUAAAUUUAACUGCAUAUUUUUUAUCUCUUUGAUUGAUAGUGCAAACUUACAGUUAGGAUUCAAAACAUGUAAUCCAAGCUUUAAACGAGCAAAAGAAUCUUAUUGGGAGAGAAAUCUUGUAAAUUUAUCUGCUUCCCUUUGUCCAAAAGAGACGUUUUGGUGACAGACUGUGUAGGCUACACUUGCUCAAUGGUUUCUCUGCUGUUCUCUUGUCUCAAAAUGGCUUCUUUACAGACAAAGGAGAGCACUGUGCUGUGAAAUGUUGCUGCGCCAUAACUGGGAGAGGCUCGUGCGCUCGGUGAGACAGCCUCGCUCUCGGGGACAUUUUUCUCCGUGAUACAACAAGGAAAUCUCCACACCGAUCGACACUGGGGUGAUUUUUUUUUUGUACUCGAAUGGGUGUAUGUUUAUCAAGAAGUAAAAUACAAGAAGUCGACGGUGCGUGAAAAGGAAGGAAACGUUAUAAUAAAGUGGCGCGUUCAGGCUGUCGGUUGCUGGGCUGACUCGCCCUGGCAACGGCAGUAAUCCGAGAGCUCUGGACGGUUGCCAUGAGAGCUCGAGUGUGUUGUUGCAACCCCCACACUGCCAUAUAAGGUCAUCAGGAAUCCUCUGCAGCAGCCCUGUUGUGUUGUAUAUGGGUGAAAAUAACACGGGGUGCUUCGGGCUUUACGCGUGCACUCUGGCUCGAGACAAAGACCGGCGGAUCACUGGCAUUUCAAGUGCUGCACAUCAGAAAAAAGUAAUAAGAUACGAUUAUAUUUUUUGGUCGGUACAGAAUUUAAAAAUAGAAGUGGCCGUAGUGGUGGUGGGUGUCUAUUUUUUUGUUUGGCCACUUUGGUGCCAUUUUACGCACACUAUUUUUAAUGUGUGAGCGUGCGUAAAGUGUAGUGCUUAUACUAUGAGAACACACAAAGCUGCAGUCGGUAUGUCAGAGGCCUGUUUUUCUUGUUAUCCACUCCUAGCUCGGGCUGCCAAGUGCGCGCGUUCCUCCAUUUGCAGGUCACGAGGCUGCAGACAGCAUUCCUCUCUGUCCUCUCUCCAAACCCUGCUUUCCAGACCCCCACCCCCACUGCAAUGGAGACUAGAUUGUGAAGUAGGUUUUAUGUGUGUAAAACACGGGAACAUUUUUCGUUUAAAUCCGCCAAUGAGGUUAUUUAUAGGCCUUUGUUUAAAAAAAAAAAAAAAAACUCCCCGAUGGGUUGCGCCAUUCAGCUUUGCGCGCCGCUGACAGACUGGAAUAUUCCACACAGAGGAUUGGCCUCUCUUCUGCAGGACAGCUGUCUCUCUGCACGGCGACAAAAAAACUAUUUUUGACAACUGUUCUUUGUUUGUUAAUUGAUGAAAACAGGGGCUGUACACGUGUGGAUAUUUUGUACACCUUCAGGACAAUUUAAUAUCCUUUAUAGGCACCGCCAUUCAUAUGUUAGGCUGCCAGUUUCACCUUGUAAGUCAAACAAGCACUCUGUUUUUUAUUAUUAUAGGUAUGUUUCAUAGCUUGUGUUACACCAUAGUGUAUUGUAAAAGCAUAUGGGGCACAUGAGAAGUGUGUGUGGCUGUUUCCGUGGAGUAAGAAUAACCAGGCUGUGAGGAAACCUGCUGUACAGGCUGCCCUUUCUUUCUGUCUUUCCUUGUAGGCUCAGCUUUUUAUUCUGACGGAUUGUUCACUGAAAUCAGGUAUUCCUUGUGCUUUGUGUUGUACUCUUGCUUACUGAAGGAUUUUUCCCAGGCAGAUUGGUGGUACUGUAUUUCUUUUAUUUAAAACCUUGGCUCUUUGAUAACUGCAUGUAUUAUUAGUGUAAUAUUCCACAGUAUGGUUUGUGAUUUAGUCUCUUACUUGGCUAUAUUAUAACAUGUCUGUGUCUGAGAUCUUUAAAUAAAUAGACUAUACACUAAUUUUUAUGUUUUAUUGUUUUGGAAGUUGUUAUUCUAAUGAAGUUGCAUUGCAGUUUUACUUUCAAACGAUUUUAGGCCCAUGUUUAAAACAGUAUUCUACCCUGUCAUGACAUACAAGAUACAUACUACACUAAAAUACACAAUGAACAUAAUUCAUGCUGCUGGGUGACAUAACUGUAGGAGCAAUUUGCAUUUUUGAAAUAGGUGUAAUUCCAUUUUUUUAAAUUAUUGCAGUGAAUGUGUGUUUUGUGGCAAAAUACUUUAGUGGUUACAUGUUUUCUUAAAAUAGGCAAAGUAAAGGGCAGUGUCAGCUCAUCCUCUUAAAGGGACAGCUUGCGCAAAUUUUCACCACUCCUACCCCACUAACUGCACAUUUUCCCACCCGUGACCACUGAAAUUUAACCUUUAAGUUAGGCUUUGUAGCCUCCGUCAGUGUGAGUUUGGCUGCCUUUAUGAAAGAAGAAAUGUUCCAGACUGAGAGUGAAUCAAGACAAAUCUCAAAUGCAACAUUUGUGUGUGUUAUGUAAGCUCAUUCUGUGUGAUCUGCUCCCUCCUGACACCCACUGUAGCUUAUUUCUGUUGUUAUGAGCAAUCAUCCACUGUCGACAUAUGCUGUAAUCACCACGAGCAUUCUCAAUCAUCCAUUUUAUGUGAUACCAAGUAGUGACUCAAAGGCAACUGGACUGAAUUUGUAAGCCUACAUUGCACAUCCAUUUGAUUUUGAUCACUCCAAGAUGCACCACAUCUGGCUCAACCAUCGUUCUAACACUGACAAGACAUUCCUCAUGCCCUAAAGCAGCCUGUCUGCCUCAUACACACACACACACACACACACACACACACACAUACAGCCUCUCAUUAAAAAAAAAAAAAAAAACAGCACAUACUGUACCUCUGAAUGUUAUCUCCAAACCAACCACUUUUUAUUUUGCUCAUUUAAUUAGUUUGAUCCUGGUUAAAGAUGUCCGUACAUUGCACCCUGGGACAUGAGAGAAUAGUUUGUCCUGACGCCCAAUCUGUGAUGAUGUCACCGCUGUGUUCAGCCAUACAGGAUGAACAGAGGAGUAUGACUGACAUAUGGCUUGGAAAUACCCCUGGGGACUCAUAAUGGGAUGACAUUAUAAGAAAAAUAUAUAUUUUUUUACCAAUUGCGUGAGUAAAUUCAGCGUAUUGACUGUUUGCUGAGGGUUUAUUCAAAGCAGGGAUGUUCAACUUGCUUUGAACGAGGGCCAGUUUUGCGAAAUGACAGGAAGCCAGUAGCAACUUAAUGAUCAACAUUUAUAAUUAAUACAUAAAUAAUAAGCUCAGACCUUUGUUUGUGGGUGUAGGGGAUCCUUUCCUGGUACAUUUUUUGAUAAACAAGCCCUGUUUUGUGCUUUUUAUCCACUUAUUUACACUCAAAGCACCAAAAAAUUCCCAGUGUGAAUCAGUUUAUUUUAACUGUGAUUCAGAAAAUGGUGAGCGAGACACCCGGCACCAGAUCACAGGCCAGAUUUGGCCCACAGGCCACAAGUUGAGUGUCACUGAUAAAAGCUAAGACUUUGAACUAUAUGUAAUCAUUGAUCUGAAUCAAUAAAAAUCAUUGUACCUCAUACAAGAGAGUGUUUUGGUCAGUGACCAUACACAUUAGAUUGACAUUUAAUGAAUUACCAUUAAAGGAAUGUUCCAUAUUGAUUCAAAAAGCCACCCCUGUUAAUAAAAUGAGUGGGCAACCCAAAAUAAAAUACACACACACACACACACACCAUAUUUGAAGAAUCUGAGAGAAUUAAGCAGCUACUUUUCUACCUGUCAUGUUAUAAUGUGUGUUUUACCUAAGAAGAAGAGUAGCUAGCCUUUUACUGGUGUAUUUUCCUGAGAAAGCAGGUUCACACAAGUAAAAAGCUCUAAUGUACGUUCAAGUGCACACACCCAGCCUUUUCACUGUCAUCAGAGCAUAUCCAAGCUACACAUUCAUGACUUUGCAGAUAACAAUCCAGAGAUCUGACAGAAAAAAACAAAAAAAAAACACACGCUGACUUGACUUAAGCAUUAGAGGUGAAUAUUUUCGUUGUUAUCUCACAUGCACUCUGUGGAUGGAGGCAGUGCUUCAGAUGGAGCACCCACCCAGAAUCUGAAAACAUAGGCUUGCAAAAGAGGAAGUGGGAGCAGCUAGACUCAAACUGCUACACAUGUGCAACUCACUGUUCUCACACAGAGGUGCUUUCAGUGUGCAGACUGAUAAUAGGACAGGAGAGGAGUGUAGGGGGUCAAUUGGAAACAGCCUCAAUGUGACAGGAACAGGAAGUGGUGAGCAAAACCUGCUACCCGGUAAAACAUGAGGCUUGUCUGUUCUUCUCUCUUGACGCUGCCUGUGCAUCACCUCAGCCUCUCGAAUGUACAUUCAUCAGGCUUUGAGAUGUUUUUGACUUAAAUGUGGAGGGAGGAUCUUCAGCCCCGUCUCGCCUGACACCUGUUUGACUGUUUGGAGGAGAGAUGACACAAAAAAGUGCUGGGACUGCCAAUGGUACCACUGCCAAGAAGGGAGACGAACUUAAAAUUGUGAUAGUGGGAGAUGGAGGCUGCGGGAAAACAUCACUGCUGAUGGUUUAUGCUAAAGGUGACUUUCCAGAGAAAUAUGCUCCAUCAGUGUUUGAAAAAUAUGUCACCACCAUCUCUCUGGGAGGGAAAGAGAUAAAGCUCAACCUGUAUGACACAGCUGGGCAGGAUGACUAUGAUAGACUGCGGCCGCUUUCAUACCAAGAGGCUGAUCUGAUUUUAGUCUGCUUUGAUGUGACCAACCCCACCAGCUAUGAGAAUGUCUUGAUAAAGUGGCACCCAGAGGUGAAGCACUUCUGUCGGGACACUCCGGUCAUCCUGAUUGGCUGCAAGACUGACCUCAGGAAGGAUAAAGAGUGUUCAAGGAAGCUCAAGGCCAAUAAUCAGGCUCCCAUCACUUACACACAGGGCGAGGAAACCCGGCAGCACAUGAACGCAGAGCUCUACCUCGAGUGUUCGGCGAAGUAUCAAGAGAACGUGGACGAGAUUUUCAGGGAGGCCACCAAAAGAACUUUGGCCUUCAAUCGGAAACAAAAGAACCACAGGAGAAAGAAGAAAUGUGUCCUCUUGUGAGGUCAACAUAACAGAUUCUUGAGGACGCAUGUGCGCUGAGAGUGAUUGGACAUCAAGAAACCAAAGAUGCUCUCUGUCCCUAGGCAGAUGUGGGGACAGCCGUAUGACCACUGGAUCAGAAAGCACUUAUCAGACCCUGUCAGUGAAUUUGCAGGCCUUUACUGUCACAAGGAAAUGACUUAUGACGUAACAGGAAGGACGAUUUUGCAAGAAGGGUCAGGGUGGGGUGCAACUUGAAAUGCCUUCUUUCAUUGUAUUUUACAUUUGUAUGUGACAUACAUUAUUUUUUUUACUGAUAGAAAGCUUUGUGUCAUUUCUAAACUAGUUUAUUGAGAUGUAUAUGUGUAUAUGUGUUGGAGGAACUUUAACAGAUGGUUCUUGUGUUGUCAACUCAGAUUUUUCCAAUUGUUUUCAUAAUGCCGAUUCAAAUGUAUGAAUCUGGCUUCAAAGCUGCUGGUAGGUAACAUAUUCCCCUGACAGGAUAGUUGUUGAAAUAUAUCAUGGUACUGUAGCUUUAACAGUAUUGAGUAACAGGGUUAGUUCAUUUCCAGUAAAACAAAACACUGAACUAGAAUUUGUUUUGGAGCUGUGUCAACUUAAAGCAAGGUGGGCUCUUAUCUUUACCAACAGCGCCCACUAGUGUUUGAAAAACUGCAUGUGUGCAGUGUGACUGCACAAUUCAGGUAUUUCCACACUUGUCACACUGUACAUUGAAGAAAAACUGAAAUAAAUGCGAAUAUUUUCUGUCCAAUUGCACAAGAAACAAAGAAGCGCACAACUAUUUUUAAUGAGGUCUUUAAUUAUUAAUAUAUAUUUUUUUACAACAAUGUACACAGAUUGAGAAACUGUCAUCUGUCUCGUCACUGAUCACACUCAGGCACAGGUCACAGUCUCCACAUGAAACGAUGAAAACAUUGUUUAACAUCGGCUACAUCGUCAAAAAUGAGGAAAUCAAGUUGUUUUGUGCAUUCUGGCAGCUCUCGCGUCAAGUGUAACGUUUUGGUCUGUAACCCGACAUGCUUCAGUUUUUCCCUUAAUAAAAGUGACACAGAAAUAU